Necator americanus (New World hookworm) is the source of this 633-nucleotide messenger RNA. RefSeq lists its product as uncharacterized. The transcript has a single exon. Lineage: Eukaryota; Metazoa; Nematoda; Chromadorea; Rhabditida; Ancylostomatidae. The record is from RefSeq and is a predicted model, not a curated record. The coding region runs from base 1 to 633 and encodes 210 amino acids.
AUGGAAAUCAUUACGGAGAGGUUCUGCUCGAACCUUUUCCGUUCAUCAACUUGUGUGUCAAGCCCGAUCAUCCCCAGUGGUGAAGCUCCACCACGGAUUCUCCCUUCGGAAGUACGAGUCGCUAUCAAGAGCAUGAAAUCUGGCACAGGCAUCGGAUCUGAUUUUAUAUCCUCAGACUUUCUUCGUGCUGGUGGGCAUCCGCUUCAUGUAAUCUUAGCAGCGCACAUGACAUCCUACCUUCAGAAAAAUAUUAUUCCAGACCAGUGGAAGACCUCGCGAACCGUUCUUAUCCAUAAGAAAGGUGACCGUGAGGACCUUCGGGACUACCGUCCGAUAUGCUUGCUGAGCGUGUUAUACAAAGUCUUCACCAAGAUCAUCCUCACGCGCGUAUCCAGGACGCUGGAUAAAGCUCAGCCUCAAGAACAAGCCGGAUUCCGUCAGGGGUUCAGCUGCUUGGACCACAUCCAGACCGUGUCGAGGGUCAUAGAGGUUCCCCGGGAAUACCUCCUGCCCCUUGUUCUAACCGUGGUCGACUAUGAGAAAGCCUUCGACAGCGUAGAAACGAAUAAAAAAAGAAACGAAACGCAGUACUGCCAGCUCUGGUCGAUCAAGGUGUGGACGCGUCGUAUGUGA